AGUGAGCUCUGAACAGCUGGUGUCUCUCCUAUAGCAGGCUCAGUAAAUAAAAUAAAACGCUGGCCUGAAGGAACGUUCUAUUCCUGCGCGAUUUGUUGCAUUUAAGUAUAUGAUAAACACAAAGCUGUGUGAUUGGUUCACUUUCUUCGAGUUGAACAAGCCAUCAUGGAUAGGCCAAUUGCUGUUGAUAUUGUCAUCAUCGCAGGAAAUUCACAUCCUGAAUUAGCCAGUUUGAUUGCAGACCGAUUGGGUGUCAAAAAUGGUGGAUGUGCUGUAUAUUACAAAACAAACCGAGAGACUAUGGUUGAAAUUGGAGACUCUGUAAGAGGAAAAGAUAUAUACAUCAUACAAACAGGAACAAAAGAUGUGAACAAUAACAUAAUGGAACUGCUAAUCAUGGCCUAUGCAUGUAAAACAUCAUCAGCAAAAAGUAUUGUUGGUGUUGUUCCUUAUUUGCCAUACUCAAAGCAGUGCAAGAUGCGCAAAAGAGGCUGCAUAGUCUCCAAAUUAUUAGCUAAAAUGAUGUGCAAAAGUGGUUUGACUCACCUUAUUACAAUGGAUCUUCAUCAGAAAGAAAUUCAAGGUUUCUUUGAUUGUCCAGUUGACAAUUUAAGAGCUAGUCCUUUUCUACUUCAGUACAUUCAAGAAUCGAUCCCAGACUUUCGAAAUUCAGUAAUAGUAGCGCGAAAUCCGGGCAGUGCCAAGAAAGCAACGAGCUACGCAGAACGUUUACGUCUCGGAAUUGCUGUAAUCCAUGGUGAACAGCGUGAGUCCGAAUCCGACAUGAACGACGGGCGCUAUUCGCCGCCCACUCUCUCCUCUCUGAGGACGAUGCAGGUAGGCGUUGGCGUGCCGGUACACCCAGCCAAGGAGAAGCCGCCAAUCAACGUCGUGGGUGAUGUUGGCGGACGUAUUGCCAUCAUGGUGGACGACAUGGUUGAUGACGUACAGUCCUUUGUAGCUGCUGCCGAGGUGCUUAAGGAAAGAGGAGCUUACAAAAUUUACGUUCUUGCUACGCAUGGGCUGCUCAGCUCUGAUGCCCCGCGACUCAUCGAAGAGUCGCCCAUAGACGAGGUCGUCGUCACCAAUACAAUCCCACAUGAAUUGCAAAAAAUGCAAUGCCACAAAAUAAAAACAGUAGACAUCAGCAUUCUGCUGGCAGAAGCUAUUCGACGCAUACAUAAUAAGGAGUCAAUGUCUUACUUAUUCAAAAAUGUAACUUUGGAGGACUGAGUAUUGUCGGUAUUAUUACACAAGUUGAAAGUUAAUACCUGUACACAUAUGUAUAUCACGCGGCUCAUCAUUGCAACCGCCGUUUGAAGAUGAAAAGAGAGAAUUCUAUUUACAUACAUCCACGUAACAUAAAUUUAUUAUAGAGUAUAAUUCUAUUCUCUAAUUUUCUAUAAUAUUUUUAUAUAAUCAAGAUGAUAUAUACAACCGCGAUUAUUGAAGAAAGGUCAUUUAAGAACGACUUCCAUUCCAUAAGGAAGCGGUUUUACAAUCAUUGAUGUAUUAAAAUACUACAGCAUUUUUACUCUGAAUUGAUGUAUUAUUAGUUUUUUUUUCACGUGUUAUCUUUAAUCAUCAAGAUAAUAAUUUUGUUAUAAGUCCUAUUGUUUUGAACGAAGUUUUAAAGCCAUUUUGCUAACAAACUUAAAUCGAUUUUGUUUUUAUUAUUUUCUAUUAUUAUGAUUAUUAUUAUAUAAUAUUAUUAUUUGCUAUUAUAAUUAUUUUUAUUAAUAUACCAAUCACUAGUUUCGUAAAUUGUAAUGUUAUAUAAAUAUGUAGAUCGCACAUGACGAUUAAAUGUAAUCAAAUAGUGAUGAUCACAUUAAAAAGAAACCUUAAAUCAAAUUCUUAUAAUUUAUUUACUCAGACUUUUAAAAUUAUAAUAAUAAAAUGACAUUAAACUUAUGUAGUCGACUUAUGGACAUGUAUUCUGUAAUAUUUUCAAGUAUAGAAUUCUUGUCAAUUUGCAAAAGUUAUCAAGCAUGUAUUUAAUAUUUGCAUAAUUUUAUUAAUUUUUCAUUUUCAAAAUCUUGUUACAUUUAUUAUCGAUUUUUAAUCAAUGCAUUCAGGCUAAAUAUAGAUUCUAAAGCUGCAUAAUGUUGUCAUAGCAACGUUCAGCUUGUUUACUGACUAGAUGCAGUGGCGUUAAAUUAGUAGCUAUACAGUGCAUUAAUCAUUGUCGUGAUUAAAUAUCAUAAUGCCUCAAAUAAUCGAUUUGCAAUACGACAAAAUCUGCACAUCUUUGCAAGCAGAGGACAAAUUCAAAAGGAAGAAAGGUCUGCAAGAGAUUCUAAAAAAUGUUCUGAAUUCAUUGGAAACUAAGGAUGAGGAAAGUUCCUUGGUUUUGUGGGAAAUUUUUCAUCGCCCCGUCAUACGAAUACUUCAUGAUCCAGUAGAAGCAUGUAGAGAUUUAGCGCUAGAGAUUUUAAAAAAAUUUUUGCUCCACUUGCCUUGUUCUGAUAAAAAUAUAGUUUACAUAAUUCCAAUCAUGGCUAAACGUUUGGGAUGUCAAGAAUUAGUUGAACAAUCAGAAGAAGUCAGAUUAAAGUGUAUUAUAUUACUCAGAGCUAUUGUACAGAAAUAUCAAGAAAACUUAAUUUCAUAUUUUGAAGAUUUAAUAACAAUCUUGACAAGAACCGUCACUGACAAGUAUCCCAAAGUGAAGAAAGAAAGUUGUGAUUGUAUUUGUGAAAUUGCCAGAGCAAUGCCUAGUAACUUUUAUACAAAGUCAGAGGUUUUCGUAAAGCCAAUAUUAACAAAUAUAUCUCAUCAACAUUAUAAAAUACGAAUGGCAACAGUUAAAUCUAUAGGUGAAGUUCUGCUUUUUGGAGAUAGUAAGCUAAUGGAAACAGUGGCAGGUCCCUUGGCUGAAAGACUUUUCGAUCAAUCAGGUGCAGUAAGAACAGCUGUUGUUGAAGUGGCUGGAUUAUGGAUGAUCGAUUUGAGAGACCGAUAUAGUUGGUGGUACAAACUGUUGCCUUUACUGCUUACUGGAGCCAAUGACAUUGUCCCAGAAAUAAGAGCAAAGGCACUAUCAUUGUGGAUGAAAGCAGGAGAGCAGUUCAUAAAAGAAAACGAGACUGAUCAGAAAUUCAAGCAUAAGCUUGAUUUUCUUCUUGAGGAUUUGCCACAUUAUCCUGCUAAAAUUAUUAGACCAAACUUAGGAUGUCGAACGAUUGCUCAACAAAAUUUGCACAAAUUAGUACCUGCGAUUUCACGAGAGUUAAACGAUUGGAUGGCAGAUAUAAAAGUUCGCGCUGCGCAGUUACUGUGUAUUUUAGUAUUAAACGUUGAAGAGGAAGUGACUGAAUAUCUUCCAAAAUUACUGUCGCCUAUGUACCGCGCCUGUAAUGACGAGGAUAAAAGAGUCGUCGAAAACAUCGAACUCGCAGCCGAAUACAUGGGCUUCUUCGUCCUUCCAAAGGUUUAUUGUGAUCUCAUCUUACCAACUCUCGAAGAGAAUCCAACAUCUGGACACCUUAAGAUUUUCGCGUCUAUAUUGAGAGGUAGCGAACGUGAGAAUCUCACUAAAGAACUAUCUAGAAUCGGGCAUCUUUUGCAAGAGAACCACAUUUGUCAAAGUCGCAAGAUUCGCUAUCAAAUGGAGAUACUGUCUUGCUGUCGAUCAACUCUCGACGUCUGCAAAGAGGACUGCUCCAUUAUUUUUCAUGAUCUAUUCAUCGCAAUUUUUACGACUCUGGCGAUGUCAUCCGAUUCUUUAGUGGAGAAAAGUGCAAUAUCGCUUUUAGAACUCCUUAAAAAAACUGAAAAUUUCGAAAAUCUUAACGAACUUUUCGACAAACACGUCCCACUCAUUUUGACCACUAUGCAAGAAAGCCCUGAAUCGUGGGAAAUUAACUCAUCUGAAUUUCAUAUUUUUUACGCUUGUAUUGUUUACGCAAAAUCAACGACUUACAAGCAUCUGCAUUUGAUUCACCCAGUUUUCGAAAAAACGACCAACGCCGAAGACGACAAAAAAUUAAGACUGAAACAAUACAUUCUACUUUCCGAUUAUUUACAGAAUUGGGAUAAGUUGCUCGAGGAAAAUAGCGCGAAUGCUUUUAUCGAAUUUGCGAACAUUGUUCUUGAAAAAAUGAUUAUUCCAGGAUUAAAAUGGGCUGCUGGUAGAACAGCAGAAGCAAUCAGAACAGCUUCUGUUUGCUGUCUAUGCGCACUGUUGAGCAAAAUUGUAGAUAACUGCGAAGAAAGCGACAAAGAGAAAGAAGUUAAGACAUUUUCUAUAUCCGUGGAACAUUUUGGAUGGUUAUUUGAAACCGUCAGACCCAUUCUUGUGACUUUGUUAGAAGACGACGCUAACAAGACAAGAUUGUAUUCUUUACAAGCCAUUUGCCUUGUCAUAAAUAUUGGACAGGAAUUGUCUUACAUCACCGAGGAGCACAUACAUAAAAUAAGUCCCGAGAUAGUUUCGCGUUUAGAGGAUCAGCAUGAUGAAGUUCGCCUUGCAGCUGUAGAAGCUUUGAAAGAAAUAUGGAAAGUUUUGCCAAAAGAUUAUGAUCUUGCUUUUUAUUAUGUUCAUAUUGAAUAUGUUUAUUCAAAAACUUUGAUUCAUCUGGAUGACCCGGGAGAACAAUUUCAAAAAUUAACACUUGAUUGCUUGAUGGCACUUGUCAAAGUUCACCCUGAACUACUAAUAGAGAAAGUUGAAAACUCCAGAGCAAAUUUCAUUAACCAAAGGGCCUUGGACCAAUUGGUGGAAGGCGCUCGAGAACAUUUAAAAAAGAAAAACUCUAAAACAAACUAAAUUCUUAAAUUUAACUUUUGUUUCAGAUUAAGUAUUUGACUUUAAAUAAAAAAAAAUAAAAAAUCAUACAUUAAUAGGUACAUAGUAA
Molecule: messenger RNA, 4859 nt
Organism: Nasonia vitripennis (jewel wasp)
Lineage: Eukaryota; Metazoa; Arthropoda; Insecta; Hymenoptera; Pteromalidae
Product: phosphoribosyl pyrophosphate synthase-associated protein 2
Exons: 9
Coding region: 2207-4771 (854 amino acids)
Biological process (GO): 5-phosphoribose 1-diphosphate biosynthetic process; inner dynein arm assembly; purine nucleotide biosynthetic process
Cellular component (GO): cytoplasm; ribose phosphate diphosphokinase complex
Molecular function (GO): dynein intermediate chain binding; ribose phosphate diphosphokinase activity; magnesium ion binding
Source: RefSeq, a predicted model, not a curated record